Messenger RNA from Anopheles coluzzii, 3028 nucleotides. Its product is annotated as proteasome assembly chaperone 2. Lineage: Eukaryota; Metazoa; Arthropoda; Insecta; Diptera; Culicidae. The transcript has a single exon. Gene Ontology annotation, cellular component: cytosol; nucleus. The record is from RefSeq and is a predicted model, not a curated record. Gene Ontology annotation, biological process: proteasome assembly. The coding region runs from base 164 to 895 and encodes 243 amino acids.
GUGAAGCGUUUAGCUGUCAGUUUGUGUGUUCCCCAGCCGGUGCAGAAAGCAAUAGCAAAACAAAACAGUCGACUCAUUGCCUUGUCUUAUUCAAAUUGUCCCGGGCCGAAAGUGAAGUUAGUGUGCCGUUUUUUCCCCCGUUUUCCACAACCAAACCAGCGUCAUGUUUUCCUUCAAGCGAGAGAUCGACUUCACCGGCUACAGCUUUAUUGUGCCCUCGGUCAGCGUGGGCAACGUGCCGCAGCUCGCAGCCGAUGCCGUGAUCGAGACGCUCCAGCUAGAACCGAUCGGUCUGCUUUGGUCCCCGGCCCUGGUCCCGAUCGUCGGUGCGCCAGCGUUUGAGCACACGGGGGGUAGCGAUGCGAUAACCACCACGGCCGAGCUGUACGUUUCGCAGGAGAAGAAACUGCUGGUGCUGCAGCUCCGGGCGCCGCUGGUCGGCCCGCUCCGACAAACCUUCCUGGAUGAGCUGGGCGAUUUCGUGCGCGAUCGGAAAUUCUCGCACGCCAUCCUGCUGUCCAGCUGCUUCUCGCACGAAAAGUUCGACAUCCGCACCGGACCGUUCCGGUACGUUGCGAACGAGCAGUACGAAGCGCAGUCGCCGGAUGCGGCCCACCUGAAGGACGACCGCUGGACAAAGCAUAGCGGCGGCGUCAUCCACGGGGGAGGCUUCGCCUCGAAGCUGCUGGACGGGCUUACCGCGCGCCAAGUGCCGGCAGUCGUUUUCUUCAUGUACGUUUCCGAGGGUGACAACACGGCGGAAGGAUUGAUGCUGGCCCGCAUGUUGAAUGCGAUCAGCGGCGAGCGUUUGCUGGCGUCCGAGCGGACCGACUUCCGAUGGCCCAGCUCGUGGAAGCAUCUGUUCGGUACAGCCCAUCCGAGAACGUUGUAUUGAGGUGGCGGUGGCCCGAUCAGUUCACGAUGUAGCUGAAGCAUACUUUUUAAAAUUACUGUACAAUAUGGGUGUGGCGUACUGGGGCGGGAAUACAACACUGUGGUGAACAAAUAAAGAAGCAUCGAUGUAUGUAUAUCUCUAAAAGAGAGUAAUUGAACUCAAAAUCGUUCGUUUUCGGAUACUCAAGCCAAAAGAAGUCACACACACACACAGCCAUUCAAUUCAUUUUUGUAGAAUAAAAAAUCUUAUUGCAUGUUUCGCGAAAGACGUUACAUCUAAUCGAUCGUUGAUCAGACACGACACGACACGUGGUCGCUUUGUUGCUUUUCCUCUCACGGUAGCUAGCUUCCCAACUAACUGUUACUUUUGCUCGUUUGUUUGUUUGUUUGCUUGCUUGUUCUUCACAACGAAUAUGUUACAGAAAACAGAAGACCACCCCUAUCACCCUACACCCCAGUGGUGGUGGUGGUGGUGGUUGCACUAAACAGGGAGCUGCUGCCGGUUUGGCGCAUACUGAAUAGAGCCGCAUUUUGAAUCAACUUCUUAUACUCGAAAGGAAAGCUCGUGAUCGGUGUUUUAAACGAUAUGCACUGUGCACCUGUUUGGGCAUCAGUGGGGGUGUUUACACAUGACACAGAUGGCUGCAACUGUGCAUCUUCGUAGGGAAUUAGUCCCGAUGCCCUCCCUUGUGGGCUUGACGUUCGGGUUGGUGAAAUAUUUACACUUACUAGAUAAUGCACAGAGUAGCGAAAGGUAAGAAAGGUUUAGAAAAAAAAAAACAGUGGCUAAUGUACAGAAACUUAUAUACAAAUUCAACAUAUUCAACAGGGCCGCGCUUCUUGGCUCGUGCCGUUGAACAAUGCUUACGUACAUCUCCUGCGGAAACUCCUUACAGAGACAGUGUCUGCCUUUUUAGGAACCGAUUUGUUACGAAUAAGGAUUUGCUUGAGUGUUUUCUUCUUCUUCUUCUUAUUCUGUUUGCUUGCUUGUUAUCUAUAGUUGUGAUUAAUGAUAGAGCGUCGCUAAACUAUUGUAGAGAAUGGUGGAAUUAUUUGCUGUGUCUAUUUUAUGCUAUGGGGCGUCACACGCGUGAUCUCUCGGGAGGGAAAAUGAAAAUGGUGGUUCGUACUGUGGUUUCCCUUUUUUGUUUUUUUUUCUUGUCCAAUUUGUAACGGUUGACGAUUUCUCAUCUCUAUUGGGCUUGUUAACGAUGUCAUUUUUUGACUGAUUGGUAUACUUCUUCAUCUCGAUUCCAUUGCUACACAUGGGCCUCUCCUUACUUUUAUUGCACUUUGCAUUUGCAGCAAACAACAGCCAUGGUGCGGCAAACAAAUUUAUUUCAUCUCUUCACUCUAUACUGCUGCUUCCGAACUGGUUUUUGGUGGUAUCAAUUUUGCUUGUUACUUUCUUUUUUCCUUGUCGUUUAUAUUAAUCUGUUCAACGAGUUUUAAACAUUCUUUAAGGUUAUUGUUUGUUCUUUUUUGUUGUUGUAGUUUUUGUUUCUCUUCUAAAAGUUUGUCAUGUCUUUUUUCUUAACUUUUUGUUUCUUUUUUUUUUGGUAUAAACUUGUAUAGCAGAGGUAAUUGUCAAUUUCUCCAAAAAAGCUCUUCCGAAAUCUUGUGUUACUUUUUUUUUAAUUUCAUGAUAGUUUUAUCUUUUUCCUUUAUUUGUCUUUCAUCCAAAAAUACGUCGAAGCCGAAAAGGUGUGUCUGUGUGUGGGGUGUGUGGUAUGUCCGGACACGAAGAACACAAAAUCACAUCCAUUGCUUCUCCAUUCUUCCGCCCUUCUUUCGCCGUAUCACACAAAACACAAAACGUACAUAUCACCCGAUAAAUCUCCCAUCACGAGAGAGGCGCCGUGUCACCGUAAAAUGUUAAGCUGUGUAUAAAUAUGCUGCUUGCAAUGUGUAGAAAAAUAUACCCAUCUUUGCUGGACACACACACUGUCUCUCUCUCUAUCUCUUCUUCACUGUAGUCCACCUUCAAUCGCGACCUAAUGCGCCCCGAUUGUGUAUGCAUAUGUGUGUUGUUUGGGUGUGUGGGUUUUAGUUUUUUUUUUAAUUUCUAUUUCCAACGGUUACUGCGUCAUGUGAUUCAGUCGUUGCCAUCGUAUCGCUUCUGCACCGGUUAACC